AUGAGGACCGUCAAAGGAAAAGGGCCAGAAAAUUGGCUCCCCCGCAACAUUGAAGCGCAGACUCCUACAAGUGAAAGUCACGAUAUCAACAUGUCGAAGGAGGUCUCCCUUUCAAAUCCCGAGCGGGAGUUUAUCCUCAAGGCUUUGGAAGAGGAUCAGCGACUGGACGGCCGCGAGGCUAAUGAAUACCGACCUCUGAAAAUUAGCUUCGGCGAGGAAUACGGCAAUGUGCACCUCUCGCUGGGCAAGACCAGCAUUGUCGUUCGAAUUGCAGCCGAAGUCACCAAGCCUCGCGAAGAUCGUCCUUUUGAUGGACUGUUUAACAUUUCUAUGGAAUUGACUAACAUGGGAUCUCCAGCUUGGGAAAAUGGACGAUCCAGCGACUACGAAGCCUCCGUCACCCACGUCCUCGACCGAGUCAUCCGCCAUUCCAAUGCUCUCGAUACCGAAUCACUCUGUAUCAUCAAGGGUGUUAGCUGCUGGAGCAUCACUGCCUACAUUCAUGUCAUCAACUUCGACGGCAACCUCACUGAUGCGGCCUGCAUCGCCGUUAUGGCUGGAUUGCAGCAUUUCCGCCGCAAGGAUGCCGUAGUUCGCGAUGGAAAGGUCAUGAUUUACGCAAUGGAAGAUCGAGUCCCCGUGGCCCUUAACAUCACCCACAAGCCUCUUUCGGUUACUUUCUGUUCGUUCAACAAUGGCAAGAAAAUCAUUCUCGACGCUACUCGCAAGGAAGAACAGGCCGCGGAGGGAGAGCUGGUGAUCGGUGUCAACAACGGCGGAGAAGUGUGCUACAUGUCCAAGAUCUCGGGAGCACCUCUCGGACCAAGGGCGAUUGUGAAGAGGGUCAAUCUCGCGAUGGAGAAGGUGAAGGAACUCAACGCCCAGGUGGACAAGGUGUUGCAGGUUGAACUCGCAAAACGGGCGAAACUCGGCAUGGCCGAUGAAUCGCGGGCUGCGAAUGACCGCUAA
Molecule: messenger RNA, 969 nt
Organism: Penicillium verhagenii
Lineage: Eukaryota; Fungi; Ascomycota; Eurotiomycetes; Eurotiales; Aspergillaceae
Product: exosome non-catalytic core subunit RRP45
Exons: 3
Coding region: 1-969 (322 amino acids)
Biological process (GO): U4 snRNA 3'-end processing; TRAMP-dependent tRNA surveillance pathway; nuclear polyadenylation-dependent mRNA catabolic process
Cellular component (GO): nuclear exosome (RNase complex); cytoplasmic exosome (RNase complex)
Source: RefSeq, a predicted model, not a curated record